AUGGCUUCCGUUUGCUUGCGCUCCGGCCGCGUGCAAAACGCCCUCCGCGCGGCCAGGAAUCCCGCCCUCGCUCGCCCGCGACUCCCUAGCAACACCCUCUCUCGACGUCAUGCCUCGACCGGCACCGGCUCCUCGCCCGAAUCUAACGCUGGCUCCAACCUGAAGCUUGCCCUGUACGGCACCGCUCUCGCCGGCUCGCUCUACGUCUCCUACCUCUAUGUCACCGAUACCCGCGCCUCCAUCCACCGCUGGCUUGUGCCGCCCAUGCUGCGCUUCAUCUACAGCGACGCCGAAGAAGCCCACCAUGCCGGCACGACCAUGAUGAAGUCCCUCUACGACUUGGGUCUGCACAUCCGCGAACGCGACAGGACCCUCGCCCAGCAUCCUGCCCUCGCCAGCGAGGUCUACGGUUUCCAGCUCGCGAACCCCAUCGGCAUCAGUGCCGGCCUCGACAAGCACGCCGACAUCCCCGACGCCCUCUUCGCACUCGGUGCUGGUGUCGUCGAGGUUGGCGGCUGCACGCCCCGUCCGCAAGAAGGAAACCCCAAGCCCCGCGUCUUCCGCGUCCCCAGCAUCGAUGGCAUGGUCAACCGAUACGGUCUCAACUCCCGCGGCGCCGUCAGCAUGGCCGGUACGUUGAGGGAGCGUGUGCGCAGAUUCGCCCGUAAGGCCGGUGUCACCGAGCAGCAGGUUCUGGACGGCGAAGCCGGUGUGCCCGCCGGAAGUCUGCUCCCCGGCCGUCUUCUGGCUGUGCAGAUUGCCAAGAACAAGGAGACGGACGAGCGGGACGUAAAGGCCGUCACUCAAGACUACGUUUACUGCGUGCAAGCCCUCGCCAAGUACGCCGAUAUUCUGGUCGUCAACGUCAGCAGUCCCAACACCCCUGGUCUGCGUGACCUGCAGGCUACCGAGCCCCUGACGAGGUUGCUGAGCGCCGUCGUCGACGAGGCGGCCAAGGCAGACCGCAAGGUUCGCCCCAAGGUUAUGGUCAAGGUCUCCCCUGACGAGGAGGAGGAUGCCCAGGUCGAGGGCAUCGCCCAGGCCGUUUGCAACAGCGGCGUUGACGGUGUCAUUGUUGGCAACACGACCAAGCGUAGGACGGGCGUCGUCCCGAAGGGUGUCCAACUCUCCGCCAAGGAGCAGAAGGCACUGAUGGAAACUGGUGGCUACUCCGGCCCUGAAAUGUACGGCAGGACUUUGGAGCUGGUCAAGAGAUACCGCCAGAAGCUCGACAGCCAGACCCUGCAGUCUGGUUCGGCGGAGGAGGCUGCUGCCAUUCCAUCCGUGGACGGCACUCUGUCGGGCAAGGUUCACGACUUGAUUGAGGGCAAGGAUACUCCGAGAAAGGUCAUCUUCGCCACUGGAGGCAUCACCAAUGGAGAACAGGCAUUGAAGAUUUUGAACGCCGGCGCUAGCGUCGCUAUGGUGUACACGGGGUUGACAUACGGCGGUCCGGGAACAAUCACCAGGAUAAAGAAAGAGAUCGUGGAUCAGGCGUAG
Messenger RNA from Colletotrichum chrysophilum, 1500 nucleotides. RefSeq lists its product as uncharacterized. Bases 1 to 1500 code for a protein of 499 amino acids. The transcript has a single exon. Gene Ontology annotation, cellular component: mitochondrial inner membrane; cytoplasm. Gene Ontology annotation, biological process: pyrimidine ribonucleotide biosynthetic process; 'de novo' pyrimidine nucleobase biosynthetic process. Gene Ontology annotation, molecular function: dihydroorotate dehydrogenase activity. The record is from RefSeq and is a predicted model, not a curated record. NCBI's taxonomy places the organism in Eukaryota, Fungi, Ascomycota, Sordariomycetes, Glomerellales, Glomerellaceae.